AUGGCGUCUGCGGCUUCCGGACAGCAGUCGGCCAUCGGGCAAUACAGCAGCCCUAAGAACGCCAACGGCAACUACGAGGUGACGCUGAUUCCGGGCGACGGUAUCGGACCUGAGAUCUCCAAGUCCGUUGAGCGCAUUUUCAGUGCGGCUCAGGUGCCCAUCGAGUGGGAGUCUGUCGACGUGACACCUAUCCUGCGCGACGGCAAGACGGUGAUUCCCGACGAGGCUCUUAACUCCAUCCUGCGCACCAAGAUUGCGCUCAAGGGUCCCCUGGCCACGCCCAUUGGCAAGGGCCACGUUUCCCUGAACCUCACACUGCGUCGUACAUUCAACCUGUAUGCUAACGUGCGGCCGUGCAAGUCUGUGCCGGGAUUCGCCACGAAUUACGACAACGUGGACACUGUGCUGAUUCGUGAGAACACUGAGGGAGAGUAUUCGGGUAUCGAGCACGAGGUUGUUAAUGGCGUUAUGCAGAGCAUUAAGCUUAUUACCAGACCGGCUUCGGAGCGCGUAGCGAGGUUUGCGUUUGCUCACGCGAUUGCCACUGGGCGUAACCAUGUCACGGUUGUGCAUAAGGCUAAUAUCAUGAAGCUUUCCGACGGGCUUUUCCUGCAGGCUUGCCAGGAGGUUGCUCGGGAGUUCCCCCAGGUGGAGUUUGACGAGAUCUUGCUGGAUCGCGCUUGCCUUCAGAUUGUCCAGGACCCCAGCCACUACCGCAACACCGUUAUGGUGAUGCCCAACCUGUAUGGAGAUAUCUUGUCGGAUAUGUGCGCCGGCCUUAUCGGCGGACUUGGGCUUACACCCUCGGGCAACAUUGGACGCGAUGCUUCGAUCUUUGAGAGCGUUCACGGUACGGGACCGGAUAUCGCCGGCUUGGAUAAGGCCAACCCUACGGCCCUUCUACUUUCGUCCUGCAUGAUGCUGAGACACAUGAACUUGAACUCAUUUGCCAACCGUAUUGAGGAUGCCGCACUCAAGACUAUUGCCGAGGGCAAGGCUAUUACUGCUGAUUUGGGCGGUAAGGCAUCGAACACGCAGUUCACCGAUGCUAUUAUUGCCAAGCUUUAA
Messenger RNA from Kickxella alabastrina, 1068 nucleotides. RefSeq lists its product as uncharacterized. NCBI's taxonomy places the organism in Eukaryota, Fungi, Kickxellomycota, Kickxellomycetes, Kickxellales, Kickxellaceae. Gene Ontology annotation, biological process: tricarboxylic acid cycle; isocitrate metabolic process. Gene Ontology annotation, molecular function: NAD binding; magnesium ion binding; isocitrate dehydrogenase (NAD+) activity. The record is from RefSeq and is a predicted model, not a curated record. Gene Ontology annotation, cellular component: mitochondrion. The coding region runs from base 1 to 1068 and encodes 355 amino acids. The transcript has a single exon.